This is a messenger RNA of Branchiostoma belcheri (Belcher's lancelet), 2126 nucleotides long. Its product is annotated as angiopoietin-related protein 7-like. The transcript is spliced from 5 exons. NCBI's taxonomy places the organism in Eukaryota, Metazoa, Chordata, Leptocardii, Amphioxiformes, Branchiostomatidae. The coding region runs from base 916 to 2109 and encodes 397 amino acids. The record is from RefSeq and is a predicted model, not a curated record.
GAUCAUCGCAUUGCCUCCUGCAGAUAGCAGCAGGUACACUCGCCUCCCCUUCUGUACUCAGUUUGAUUGAUGUGUUUUUCUACGCAGGCGGAACGCUUCAUCGGCGGACGCCACAUCGUGACACGCUCCCUAACUGAUGAAUGAAUGGGCUCUGUAAUCGUCGGAUCACCAGAACAGAUCAUUAUCCCUAUUGGAGAACGUUUCAACGCACCGCUCGGCCAAAUUGCGACCUGAAGAUGAAGAGGACUUCAGUCCAGAAGGCCCUUUGUCUAAACAUGUUCCAGUGACUACAAUCUGGUGUGCUGAAAAGCACGGUGGCUUUGGCAACAGGGCGGGAAGAACUGUUCCAAGAAAUUCAGACGAUCUGGUUUUCUACUACUUCGAGAAACAACACUGCAGUGGAAGGAAUACAGAAGCAAACUGCAUGACAGCGAACGCUGAAAUUGGAGUGUGAGAAAGGCAUUCAAAGCAGAGUGGGAAAAACUGUACCCAAAAAGUGGACAAUCUGCUUCAAGAAACAACAUUGCAGCAGAAGGAAUACAGAAGCAAACUGUGUGACAGUGAUGGGAGUGUGAGAAACUGGAGAGUGGACCCUUCUAGCUGUCUUCAGGUAGUAGGAGUACAGAAUCAGCUUGUACUGUGCAGAAUUGUCUUGGACUGGACGGCCUAUACAAGAGUGAAGAAACAAGGAAAACAGAACCUGUGUGGUCUACAAGGCACAUCUUCAGAACACCAGAUUCACACAAUCAGCUUGUACUUUGUAGUCUUGGACUGGAAGACCAUUAUCUGCAAACUACAACAGCAGUGUAACAAAACAGAAGGAAAACAAAAGCAGCUUGCGAUAGAGUUUACCAAAUGGAAAACCAGCAUCUAUGAGAAAAGCCUUCAGUUGUGGUGAAAGUGUUGGUUGAAAACAUGGCAAUGUUGUUCGGGGCCAGCAUCUUGCUGACCACCCUGACAGUAAUGCACUGUCUGCCGUGUGUCACCCCAGCCAGGGUGUCGCUAGAGGAUCUCAGGAGGGUCAUCAAGGAGGUGAAGAAACUAGAGUCCCGUGCUGACAAUAACUCCGUACAGAUACAGAAGCUGUUUGACUCUUACACAGGGGACACAAGAAAGAGCCCCUCCAUGUCUCCUCAGACUAUCCAGAAGGUAGUGAGUCAGAACAUCAACCAGAGUAACAUCAUCAGUGCUCUACAGGACCAGAUGGCCACUGACAGGCAGAACUCGAGGGAUGCACUUGACAAGUUGUCAGUACAGAGCUCUGACCUGGAGAGAUAUGUGUACGAACAGACACUCCUCAUUAAGGACAAGACCCGGAGGCUGGAGACCAGAAACGCCCGCCUGGAGAACACGCUCAUGUUCUUACAGCAACGUGUGGAAAACAUCAGUGUGAAAAACGAGUUUGGAGACGUGCGGGAUCGAGUAAAAGACUGUUCUUCCCUGUACAAGCGAGGGUACACCCUAAACACAGUCUACAUGAUACCAGCCUACACCGGCCCCUUCGUAAUGUACACCAUGCCUUCCUUCAACACGUACUGCGACAUGCAAACUGACGGCGGCGGCUGGACGGUCAUCCAACGCCGCGUCAACGGCUCCCUCAACUUCGACCGCAACUGGACGGACUACAAGUGGGGCUUCGGCGACAAGUUUGGCGAGUACUGGCUGGGGAACGAGAACAUCUACCGCAUCACGAACGAGCGGCCGAACAAAUUGCGCGUCAUGAUCGAAGACUGGAUGGGGAUGAAGGCGUACGCCGAGUACUCCACCUUCUCCAUCUCCAGCGAGCGGGACGGCUACAGGCUGUCCCUGGGAGAGUACGCGGGGGGUCUAGCCGGGGAUUCCAUCAGGAAUCAGUACAACAGUCAGAACAACAUGGCGUUCAGCACCAAGGACAGGGACAAUGAUAGUUCCCCGGAGUCCAGCUGUGCACAGCGGCGCCGCGGAGGCUGGUGGUACAGCCAGUGUGGCUGGGCGAGUCUGAACGGACUGUACCGGGUCGGCGGGCAGUACCUGGGCCGCGCUAACGGAAUCAUCUGGUUCUCGUGGGGCGGGUCGUUCCGUUAUUCUAUGAAGAAAGUCACCAUGAUGGUUCGACCAGCUGACUUCUAGGUGCAUUGUAGGCCAUU